UCCCCGCCCGCCCCCGCUGUUCGAUUACCAGGAAGUGUCUCCUGGAGACGCCGGGUCUGCCUCCAGUUAGAAACGGGCGGUGGCUGCUGUCGGUGGUUCUGGUGGCUGCUGGACCGGUUUGGGUGUGGUGGCAUCAUGGAGCACAUCCGCACCACGAAGGUUGAACAGGUAAAAUUACUAGACCGAUUCAGCACAAACAUCAAGUCACAAACAGGAACUCUUUACCUCACAGCAACUCACUUAUUAUUUAUAGACUCCAGCCAGAAAGAGACAUGGAUAUUACACCAUCAUAUUGCUGCAGUUGAGAAACUUGCUUUGACUACUUCUGGCUGCCCCUUAGUGAUUCAGUGCAAGAACUUCAGAAUAGUUCACUUCAUUGUUCCUAGAGAAAGGGACUGCCAUGAUAUUUAUAAUUCUUUGCUUCAGUUGUCAAAACCAGCAAGAUAUGAUGAAUUAUAUGCCUUCUCAUAUAAUCCAAAGCAAACUGAGGAGGAGAGGGUGCGAGGUUGGCAGGUCAUUGACCUCACUGAUGAAUACAAUCGGAUGGGUGUGCCUAACUCUGAAUGGCAAUUAUCAGAUGCAAAUCAUGAUUAUAAGAUUUGUGAGACAUAUCCUAGAGACCUUUAUGUUCCCAGGAGUGCAAGUAAGCCCGUAAUUGUUGGCAGUUCUAAGUUCCGAAGCAAAGGAAGAUUCCCUGUGCUCUCGUAUUAUCAUAAAGAUAACGAGGCUACCAUUUGCAGAUGUAGUCAGCCUCUCUCAGGAUUCAGCGCCAGAUGUCUGGAGGAUGAACACAUGUUGCAAGCAAUAAGUAAAGCCAAUCCCACUAACCACUACAUGUACGUCAUGGACACCAGACCAAAACUGAAUGCAAUGGCCAAUAGAGCAGCAGGUAAAGGCUAUGAAAAUGAAGAUAAUUAUUCCAACAUUAGAUUCCAAUUUGUUGGUAUUGAAAAUAUCCAUGUAAUGAGGUCUAGUCUGCAGAAGCUUCUGGAAGUUUGUGGAACAAGAGGCCUAUCAGUCAAUGAUUUUCUGUCUGGCUUGGAGAGCUCUGGGUGGCUGCGACACAUCAAAGCAGUGUUGGAUGCUGCUGUCUUCUUGGCUAAGGCCAUAGCUUUUGAGAGUGCAAGUGUGUUAGUACAUUGCUCCGAUGGCUGGGACCGGACGUCUCAGGUCUGUUCCUUGGGUUCUCUAUUGUUGGAUCCCUUUUAUAGAACAAUUAAAGGAUUCAUGGUUUUGGUGGAAAAAGACUGGAUUGCUUUUGGACACAAAUUUUCAGAUAGAUGUGGACAACUGGACGGUGACCCAAAGGAAAUAUCCCCAGUGUUUGCCCAAUUUUUAGAAAGUGUCUGGCACCUGACAGAGCAGUUUCCACAGGCCUUUGAGUACAAUGAAGCUUUUCUCCUUCAGAUCCAUGAGCACAUCCAUUCAUGUCAGUUUGGAAACUUCAUUGGAAACUGCCAAAAAGAACGAGAAGAACUCAAAUUGAAAGAGAAGACUUUUUCAUUGUGGCCUUUUCUUUUGGAUGACCACAAGAAAUACUUAAAUCCCAUCUACAGUGAGGAUUUUUCACAGUCACGUACAGUCCUGGAGCCUGAUACAGCAGCCUUUAAUUUUAAGUUUUGGAGAAACAUGUAUCAUCAGUUUGAUCACACAAUGCAUCCCCGGCAAUCUGUACUCAGCCACGUGAUGAGCAUGAGUGAGCAAAAUAAACAACUAGAGAAAGAUAUUAAGGAAUUGGAAACCAAAUUGGGCCACCAUUUACACAAGGAUUUGGAUGCAGUCUUUGCGAAGGAGCCGUUGCAGUCUGUCUGUCCCAUAUCAUCAGGAGUUAAAACAUCGCUGUGCUUUAAGAAGGAGCAGCCUCUUUUACACGAGAAUGACUGUAUUCGAACGAUAGAGGGCUCCAACGCAGCAGACAAUCGAUACAGCGAGUACAUGGAGGAGUUCUCCAAAACAGAGCCUAGUGUUGUCAGCCUGGAAUAUGGAGUGGCAAGAAUGACCUGUUAAAUGUCAUAUGAAGCUGUUCUGCUUUUCUGAAAAGAUUGAAGGGCAUUGUGAGUCUGAUCUCUUGGAAUGUAACCAAAAACUAAUGUGUGUAAUGGAGAACCUCAUUAAUGUAGACUACAGCGCACAUUAGUUUUAAAAAUGUCAUUCUUGUAAGAGGUAAUUGAAUUUAACAAUAUCGAAAAGGAUGUGAAGAACUUAGGAACCCUUUUGUGGCUUAAAAGAAUUGAGGAGUGAAAGUGGUACACCAUAGCAAAUUAUAACUUCCACUAGUUUAUUCCAAAUGUUCACUGGUUUCAGUCCAGAUGGAAUCAUUGUUAAAGUAAACCCAUAGAAAGCAGUGAGAUUUAAACAAGUCAAGAUUUCAGUGAAUCCACUAAAAGAUGACUACUUCUAAUUCAUCCAGUGUGAAUAUUGCCAAAUGGUAAAUGAUAUUUGAAUGCUUGCUUUUAGGACACAGACAACUUACUGGGAUCAAUGAACAUCUGUAUAUAAAUGUAAAGUGUAUGUGUAUUCCUGUUUAAUCUGUUGCGUGUUACAGUAUUUUCAGUGAUAUCUACAUCAUUAAUUAGUAUCAAAGUAGUAAGAGCGAUAUUCAUAUAUAUUUGUUCUGCUCAUUUUUUUGAGAGCAGUUCAUUUGGAAUAUCUAAAAUAUGCUUAGUGACUUCUUUAAAUUAUUCUCUUUCAAAACAGUACUAUGAGAUUCACAUCAGUAAUUAUGGAAUACCAAUCUCUUGGGUAUUCAGUUUUAACCCCUUAUAACCAGACAGGAAACCUUUUUCCCCCCUUUAUUUUUAUGAUGAAGCUCUAGUUAUAAAAAAUAAAGGGGGAAAAAAUGGUUUCCUACUUGGUUAAAAUUGUAGCCCCAAGGCUGUGUAUCUUCCAUAUAAUUCUGUCCAGCUAUUGGAAGUACACUUCAGUUGAUAAAAUGGGCAGUCUAGGAGUAUCCAUGUAUUUCAGGAUUGGAGUACCCAUUUCCAAGAAUAGGCUAUAUUUCAGAGUGGUCAAGUGUUUAGGCUUCUUGCAAUUAUGUAUAAAAUAACGUGAGCCUCUAGCAAAAUAGAAAGUAUAAGAGCAGUACCUAUUGUUUUUGGUUGGAUAUGUUUGUGGUUUCCUGCAGGAUUUUAAUUUGUUUUGUAAAUCUGCUUUAAAAGAUGCAGCUUAAUUUGAAAUAAAAAGUAGCUUGUUUUUCAAUCAGUAGGAUCGCCAUAUUAAUGUAUUAAGUGAAUAAGUAAUUGUGAAUUAUUAAUCAAGUAGCCACUCUUGGGUAAAGAUUAAGAACAAACUAAAAUUUAGGUCUACAGGCCGUAUGGCUGCAGAAUCUCUUACUUUUGAAAAUUUGUUAAUGUUCACAUCUAUCUGGGGCCAGUAUCCCAAGUCAGAUGAAACAGAUAUCCAAUUAAGCAGGAUGCUUGGGUAAGAAAGUAUGCUAUGUAUUCUUAUAGAUAAAUCAGUAUGUUCUCAAUAACUUUGGUAUUUCUUCACCAGAAAAGAGAAUAGAUUUGCUUCAGUGGGACCCUGCCUCUGUUUGCUUUCUCCCAAUUUGUUUUUAUUGUUCAGAUGAAGAAAAGGAAAUGAGUGUUGAAAGCUAAGAUGGUAAACAUGCACGCCUUAGGGAUGUUGAACAUCCUAGGUGAUAUUGUAGGUAAUUUGUACCUGAGGGACCAAAUGCUUAUUACACAGUGAAAAUUAGUUUAGCUUUGCUGCAAUCACUGAAGGCUGAGCAAGACCACCAUCAGGCUACACAAAACCUGACACGGUUGGCUGUCUGAUUCUAUCUUAGUUGGGAUCCAGUCACACUAAUAACAGGUGAGGAGAAUCUUACCUGGAAUACUUCAAAGGUAACAUUACAAUGUUUGAAGAAGGAACAAGUGGAAAAAAUGGUGCUUUUGAUACUGUUGAUGAUAGACAUAUUUAAUUACAAAAAUUGGUUGGGAGGGGAAAUGGGAUCCAUCAUUUACCUAGUAUAUGGUGCAUUCUCACAUAUUUUGCCUGUUUAGGCAUUGCAGAUUUUGCAUGGCAGUGACUUUUGAAAAAUAUUAGGGCAGAGAAAUUUGCGUGCCUCUAGUUGUUUUUCCCUCUAGUUUUUUUUUUAAACUGUAGAUGAAUAAUUGCCUGUUAUCUGAUAUACUGGAAAUACAAGACCAAACAUUGUAUUGCAAUUGUCUUCUGUUGAUUAAAAAAACACCUAUGUAUA
This is a messenger RNA of Python bivittatus (Burmese python), 4201 nucleotides long. RefSeq names its product myotubularin related protein 6 (gene MTMR6). The record is from RefSeq and is a predicted model, not a curated record. Lineage: Eukaryota; Metazoa; Chordata; Lepidosauria; Squamata; Pythonidae. Gene Ontology annotation, cellular component: nuclear envelope; cytoplasm. Gene Ontology annotation, biological process: phosphatidylinositol dephosphorylation. Gene Ontology annotation, molecular function: phosphatidylinositol-3,5-bisphosphate phosphatase activity; phosphatidylinositol-3-phosphate phosphatase activity.